CCUUGUAGUGUAGCAGAGCACUCUCUGAAUUGUCUUUCUUUUUUUUUUUCCCUCUGAAGAUGAACAUUUGUGUGGUGCACCCUGGACUGCAGCCAGUGUCUGUGUGAGAGACAGUUAGCAGGGCGAUGGGAUGUGGUAGCACUGUGCAGAGAGGCAGAAUCACACACACACACUCACACACGGGAGGAAACCAGCAAGAGGGGCUGUGUCUGUAUAUUUCAGCAAAGCCACAGAGGAGGUACUGGAGAUGGAAAUGGAUGCUGCUUGUUAGGCCAUGAGCCUGUUUAACCAGGAUUUAAUGUGAUGCUUUUUCUGGGGUUGACAUCUGCAGAGCGUCUGAUCCUGCCAAGGUGAAGAGAAGAUGACGGAGGGUCGGCGAUGUCAAGUCCACCUCCUAGAUGACAGGAAGUUGGAACUUCUUGUACAGCCGAAACUGCUGGCCAAGGAGCUCCUUGAUUUAGUAGCAUCACACUUCAAUCUGAAAGAAAAAGAAUAUUUUGGUAUAGCAUUUACGGAUGAAACGGGGCAUUUGAACUGGUUACAGCUUGACCGAAGAGUACUUGAACAUGACUUCCCCAAAAAGUCUGGUCCAAUUGUCCUGUACUUCUGUGUAAGGUUUUACAUUGAAAGUAUAUCUUACCUAAAGGAUAAUGCUACCAUAGAACUAUUCUUCCUGAAUGCAAAGUCCUGUAUAUACAAGGAAUUGAUAGAUGUUGACAGUGAGGUUGUUUUUGAACUGGCUGCGUACAUCCUGCAGGAGGCAAAGGGAGACUUUUCAAGUGAUGAACUUACAAGAUUAGAUUUAAAGAAGCUGCCAGGACUUUCAACUCAGGCCCUGAAGGAGCACCCUUCCCUUGCAUACUGUGAGGAGAGAGUUACAGAAUAUUACAAGAAGCUAAAUGGGCAGACCAGAGGACAAGCUAUUGUAAAUUACAUGAGUGUUGUAGAAUCCCUUCCCACGUAUGGAGUGCAUUAUUAUGCAGUUAAGGACAAACAAGGAAUUCCCUGGUGGCUGGGACUUAGCUACAAAGGUAUUUUCCAAUACGAUCAUCACGAUAAAGUGAAACCACGAAAGAUCUUUCAGUGGAGACAGCUGGAAAAUCUUUACUUCAGAGAAAAGAAGUUCUCAGUGGAAGUUCAUGAUCCUCGCAGGGCAUCUGUUACCAGGAGGACAUUUGGUCAUGGAGCGAUUGCUGUGCACACGUGGUACGCGUGUCCCGCUCUCAUAAAGUCCAUUUGGGCUAUGGCCAUUAGCCAACACCAGUUCUAUCUGGAUAGGAAACAAAGCAAGUCUAAAAUACAUGCUGCCAGGAGCUUGAGUGAGAUCGCCAUAGACUUAACCGAGACGGGAACUUUAAAGACUUCGAAACUUGCCAAUAUGGGAAGCAAAGGGAAAAUCAUCAGUGGAAGCAGUGGUAGCCUGUUAUCAUCAGGUUCCCAAGAGUCGGACAGCUCACAGUCUGCCAAGAAAGACAUGCUGGCUGCUCUGAAAUCCAGGCAGGAAGCUCUGGAGGAGACACUACGCCAGCGGCUAGAGGAGCUGAAGAAACUUUGUCUACGUGAAGCGGAACUUACAGGCAAACUGCCAAGAGAAUAUCCAUUAGAUCCGGGAGAGGAGCCGCCUAUUGUUCGAAGGCGGAUCGGAACAUCAUUUAAAUUGGAUGAAGAUAAACUGCUUGGAAAAGGAGAGGAAGAGGAGCUGGAACGCCUCGAGAGAGAAUUUGCCAUUCAGUCACAGAUUACAGAGGCAGCUCGGCGCUUAGCCAGUGACCUUCAUGUAAGUAAAAAGCUGAAGAAGCAGAGAAAAACCUCAUACCUCAAUGCUCUGAAGAAACUACAGGAAAUUGAGAACUCCAUUAAUGAUCACCGCAUCAAGUCUGGCAAAAAGCCUACGCAGAGAGCAUCUUUAAUCAUAGAUGAAGCAAACCUGGGCAGUGAAGACAGCUCACUUUCGGAUGCACUGGUACUAGAAGAUGAUGAUUCACAGGCGCCUAGCAUCCUGUCUCCUAUGCAGUCCCCUCAUAAAGGCCUGCCACCAAGGCCCCCCUCCCAUGCCAGACCUCACCCGCCUCAAUCAUUGGAUGGACUGAGGCAGUUGCACUUCCAGCGAAAUGACUAUGACAAGUCACCAAUAAAACCCAAAAUGUGGAGUGAAUCUUCUUUAGAUCAACCGUAUGAAAAAUUGAAGAAACGGUCAACACAUAGCCAUUCCAGUAACCAUAAACGGUUCCCCAGUACAAGCAGCUGCUCAGAAGCUGGCGUGAGUAACUCUCUACAAAAUAGUCCCAUCCGGACUCUCCCUCACUGGAACUCCCAAUCUAGCAUGCCAUCAACACCAGAUCUGCGAUUGCGAAGUCCUCAUUAUGUCCAUUCAACCAGAUCGGUGGAUAUCAGUCCAACUAGACUCCACAGCUUAGCACAGCACUUUAGGCACCGCAGUUCCAGUUUGGAGUCACAAGGAAAACUGCUGGGCUCUGAAAAUGAAACUGGGAGUCCUGACUUCUACACUCCAAGGACUCGUAGCAGUAAUGGCUCUGACCCUAUGGAUGAUUGUUCCUCUUGUACUAGCCAUUCCAGUUCUGAACACUAUUACCCAGCUCAGAUGAAUCCUAAUUAUUCAACAUUGGCUGAGGACUCUCCUUCCAAAGCCAGGGAACGUCAGAGACACAGACACAAGUCUAACGGGAACCUUGUAUCCUCCAAUUCAGGGAGCAUGCCCAACCUGGCUGCUAGGAAUGGAACUGGACACCAUGGUGUAUAUUUGCAUAGUCAGAGCCAACCUUCAUCACAAUACAGGAUCAAAGAGUAUCCUUUAUACAUUGAAGGAAGCUCCCCUUCAGUGGUUGUGCGGAGUUUAGAAAAUGAUCAAGAGGGACAUUACAGCGUCAAAGCACAAUUCAAAACAUCAAACUCUUACACUGCAGGAGGGAUGUAUAAAGAGAACUGGCAUGGGGAUGACACUGUGGACUCUGUGAGGCUGACACCCUCUCGUUCUCAGAUUGUAAGGACUCCGUCACUUGGGAGAGAAGGCCAUGAGAAGGGCUCAGGAAGAACUGUGGUGUCUGAUGAGUUGCGGCAGUGGUUCCACAGGUCCGCCUCAUCUCAUAAGGAGCACAAUAGACUUUCACAUACUAGUUCCAACUCUUCAGACAGUGGCUCUCAAUAUAGCACAUCUCAAAGCACCUAUGUUGCACAUAGCAGGGUAACAAGGAUGCCUCCAAUGUGUAAAGCAACAACAGCUGCCUUACCCCAUGGUCAGAGAAGUUCAACGCCUUGUAGUGAUCUAACAGCCACACCUCCUAGUAGCCCUCACCACAUUUUAGCCUGGCAGACUGGAGAUGAAACAGAAAACUCACCCACUUUGGAUGGGUCUGAGUCUUCAAGUCACCAAAGUACUGAUGAAUAGAGGACCUACGAUAGUUACUACCUAGAUUCUGCUCUGUAU
This is a messenger RNA of Nanorana parkeri, 3445 nucleotides long. It is a transcript of the gene FRMD4A, whose product is annotated as FERM domain containing 4A. Lineage: Eukaryota; Metazoa; Chordata; Amphibia; Anura; Dicroglossidae. The record is from RefSeq and is a predicted model, not a curated record. Gene Ontology annotation, cellular component: adherens junction; bicellular tight junction; cytoskeleton. The transcript has 24 exons. The coding region runs from base 362 to 3406 and encodes 1014 amino acids. Gene Ontology annotation, biological process: establishment of epithelial cell polarity.